Messenger RNA from Cricetulus griseus (Chinese hamster), 219 nucleotides. Lineage: Eukaryota; Metazoa; Chordata; Mammalia; Rodentia; Cricetidae. The record is from RefSeq and is a predicted model, not a curated record.
AUGGACGUCCGAGCGCCGGAAGUCCCUUGCGGGGACGUGCUGCAGAACGCGGCAGAAAAUCUACUUCAGGAGCUUGAAGAACACUUCCGAGCUCUGACUACAACAUUAAACCUCAGAGUAGAGGAAAUGGGAAAUCGCAUCAAGGACUUACAGAAAAACGUUGAUGACCUAAUGGUUCAAGCUGGAAUAGAGAAUCCGAUCAAAGAACAAAUGUACUAA